AUGCUCGGCACGACACAACCAUCAGCAUUUGUUCCACCAACAUCCAUGUGGAAUCCAGUGGGUUUCCUCGGUGGUACUCAACCAUUACCCACUCUUCCACCACCACUCAUUCACCCCCAACAUCAACCAUUACAACCACCGAUGUUCAACCUGAAUCAGCGUGAAUCCCCAUCGAUGGAGUCACCCGAAAUGCAACGAUACGGCGACUCGCCUCGAAGUUUCAACCAAAGUGAAUUACUGGAUGAAUAUCUGAUUGAUGAGAUCCUCUCGUUGGAGGACGAGCAGCGCACUCGGGGCAGCAAACCACACCAAACACCGCUGACCGCCCCGUACUCUUGUGCAGACAAUUUGACGAAUCUCUCCUCGCAAGGAAGACCGAUUCCCGGAAACAACUCUUCAGACUGGAGUAAAGAAGGUGGUUCAGGCCACUCAGGCUCACCCGUCGGAAUGGGAAUCCCAGGCGCGAUGCAAUUCCGCCACGUCGUCUCCUCGUCAGCUCCCUCCUCAUCGGAUAUGGAUCAAUUGGUACGUGGCUCGUCGCAAGGACCCGUUCCCAGUGCCGAUGAUCCGGAACACUACCGCGAUCGCAGAAAGAAGGACAUUCACAAUAUGAUUGAACGCCGUCGUCGCUAUAAUAUCAACGACCGAAUCAAAGAAUUAGGAGUUAUGCUGCCUAAAGGAGCCUCCGAAGAGAUGAAGUUAAACCAAGGGACGAUUCUCAAAGCAUCUUGUGACUACAUUCGACAAUUGCAAAAGGAUCGAGAUAGCAUGAUUAAACAACAGCAACAACAAAACAAAUUGGAAAACGCUGCGAAACAAUACGCCGAUCGAGUCAGAGAACUCGAGGAGAUCUUGGCGAAGAAUGGCCUCAACGCGCCUACCAAAGCGCUUCCUCCACUCCCAGCCAUCCCCUCCGCUCCUCGACCAAUCAAACAGGAGAUCGAAGGGAGUCGAAAUCAAACCCCAUGCGGAUCACUUUCCUCAUCGGGUUUUAUGUCACAACUCUCUGACAAGACGGCUGCGAUCGCCUCGCCGCUAGAACGGAUCCAUUAUGGAUCCGAUCAAUUCUUUCGCUCAAGUCCACAAGAUUAUCAGACGCCACAAUGGAGAUACCGCCCCGACAGCCACAAAGGGAUGCACCACGGGCCAUUCCCCGAUUUGAUCAUGGAGUCGUGUCUUGAGAACAAUCCACUCCUCCACUCGGACCCGUUGAUGUCACAAGCCGGUAGCCCGUCGCCAAACCUUGCCGCCAGUCAGAUGAGGCCCGAUAUCUCGUGGGAUCCAUCGAAUUUCAGCCCCGACGGGAACACCCAACCGAUGCACGCCAAUCACAAUAUGGACUAUUCA
Molecule: messenger RNA, 1347 nt
Organism: Mesorhabditis belari
Lineage: Eukaryota; Metazoa; Nematoda; Chromadorea; Rhabditida; Rhabditidae
Source: the annotation of a GenBank genome assembly